CCGGAUUCGACUUGAGGGCAAAGACGACUACAAAUCCCAGCACCUCCCGCGGCCUUGGAGCCCCGCCCCUGACGAACUACAGCUCCGGGUAGGCCUCGCGGCAGCGCAUACAGUGCUGAAGGUAGUUGCCAUGGAGUUGCGCUGAGUAACCCUAAGGUAGUGGGACGCCGAGGCUGGAGGGGAAGCAACUGCGGGGGGUAUUUCCAUUUUAACAGGGAACAAUCCCUGAAGCCAAAGGAAUGAAUCCCUAAUGGUGAGGUUUCAGGCAUCAGUGACAGGCUGAACCCCGGCCUAUGCUUACACCUGACAAAUGACGGCCUGAGCUAUGAGUAAACAGGACUAUACGAACACUUCGGUGCAGGAGGCCCCUCUUGACUACUCCUUCCGAAGCAUCCACGUGAUCCAAGAUCUGAUAAGCGAGAAGCCAAGGACAGGGCUACGACCACUAAGGCACUCCAAGUCAGGGAAGUCACUGACGCAGUCCCUGUGGCUGAAAAACAAUGUCCUCAAUGACCUGAAAGACUUCAAACAUGUGGUUUCCCAGCUGCUGGAGCAUCCGGAGAACCUGGCCUGGAUCGACCUGUCCUUCAAUGACCUGACUUCCAUUGACCCUGUCCUGACAACCUUUUUCAACCUGAGUAUCCUCUAUCUCCAUGGCAACAGCAUCCAGCGUCUGGGAGAGGUGAAUAAGCUGGCUGUCCUCCCUCGGCUCCGGAGCCUGACACUCCAUGGGAACCCCAUAGAGGAAGAGAAGGGGUAUAGGCAAUAUGUGCUGUGUACCCUGCCCCGUGUCACCACAUUCGACUUCAGUGAGGUCACCAAAGCAGACCGCACUACAGCUGAAGUGUGGAAACGCAUGAAUAUCAAGCCCAAGAAGGUCCGGAUCAAGCAGAACACACUCUGAGGUUCCCAGGACCCUAGCAGUCCUAAAGGCCCAAAGAUGACCAGUUUGGUUUUGCAAUAAACGAUUUGAGCUGUUCA
This is a messenger RNA of Diceros bicornis minor, 981 nucleotides long. RefSeq names its product leucine rich repeat containing 51 (gene LRRC51). The record is from RefSeq and is a predicted model, not a curated record. NCBI's taxonomy places the organism in Eukaryota, Metazoa, Chordata, Mammalia, Perissodactyla, Rhinocerotidae. Bases 326 to 904 code for a protein of 192 amino acids. The transcript has 6 exons. Gene Ontology annotation, molecular function: protein binding.